Molecule: messenger RNA, 903 nt
Organism: Charadrius vociferus (killdeer)
Lineage: Eukaryota; Metazoa; Chordata; Aves; Charadriiformes; Charadriidae
Exons: 7
Coding region: 1-903 (300 amino acids)
Source: RefSeq, a predicted model, not a curated record
AUGUUCAGCUUCUUCCGAAAAAGUCAAGAUUCAAAGAAGGUUACAGUGCCAGACAGAGAAGCAGAUGGAUUUGUUAUUGUGGGUGACACAAUUGAUGAUCAAAGUAGAGAGUCAAAGGAUAAAACUUCAUUUCCAGAGGCCAGACCGAUGUGCAACCAACCUCCACAGAUAAAUACAGGGCACCGAUCACAGUUAACUGUAUCAAGUGCAGAGGUGGGAAACGAAAGGAGUCAAAAUUUGGAAAGCAGCCCUUUCAUGUCAGAUCUUCUGAGUGAUGUACCCUUUGCCCUGGCACCACAUGUGUUAGCAGUACAGGGCACCCAUAAUGACGUUCCUGACCGACUGCUCACCUACGACAUCAAUGAUAAUUUAUCAAGAUUUUGGUAUGACUUUACACUUGAAAAUUCAGUGCUUUGUGAUCCGCUGCAAAAAGUAUUUAACAAGAGGAUAUUCUCCUGCUUUGAAGAUGUGGAGACAGCAUGUGUACUUCCCCGUGGUGGUUGUGGAGUCCACUGUGUCACUCAACAGCAUCCCAUUUGGCUGGGAAACAAAGACAUGAGGAAAGGAGAUCUAACGCCUAACCACAUGUUUGGCCCUAAAUUGGAUGACCAGCAACAAGAAGUGUGCUAUGUGAAAACCUCAGAGAGUCACAAAGGACUUGUUUCUAAGUGGAAUGGGCAAAGGGCAGCAAAGAAAACACAGACAGAGGGAGAUAAGAGAGAAAUAAAAAUAAUGAAACAAGCAGGUAGAUACACUGGAAGCAGAGUAUUGAUGGCCUUACACCCAGCCUGUACUUUAAACCUGAGAGGCCAUCACACUGAGCUGGCUUCCUCCACGAAGCAAGACUCGCUGCGUUUUUCCUUCACCUCCAUUAGCAUCCUAUUUGCGUCAGAUCCAACAUAA